CACUGAGCCACACCAGUUGGGCAGAAUAUUUUAUUUUUAUCCUUAAUUAAAAUGGAAGUGGGCGUAACUAAAUUAUGUUUGUCUGUGUUUUGUAUCCAAAUAAGUGAACUGCCCUGGCUCCUAUGUCAUGGAUGAUCACCAGUUGGGUCAAUGAGUGUACGGAACACUUACUGUUUUGUAUUCCCAUAUAUUCACCUUCUCCUCGGAGUAGCAUUCUUCCUUGGGGGAAACUGCUUAUUCUGACAUUCUCACGCCAACUCCCAAGGCUUUAGUUGACGCAGUGGUGUUUUUCAAUAGCCCUAUCUCUAUUGUCCCAGGGGAUGGACUCUUAUCAAAGCUGACAGGUCAAACCCCUUCCCUGGAAAGUGUAUCUUUGACUCCAUUGACUUUAUGCCUUUUUCAUGUUCUUCCAAAGACAUUGCCCGAACUCAUAGCUUAUAGUGACUUCUAAUAAAAUAAAUGGGCAUUUUCUCUGAACGUUACAGGCUGUGCACACAAGGAGUUUAUGAAGGAAAAAAAUUCUCAAAGGCUAUGUAGCUCAGAGACUGACAAUACAACAUCCCCCCCCCCCCCAAGGAGAUACAGGUACAUUCCCAUUUGUUUGGAUUUAAAAACUCAUAACUUCUAACACAAUAGAAAAAAUUAGUAUUUUGGUAAUAGAAUGUAAGCUCCUCAAGAGCAAGAAUUUUUGUGUUUCCCGUUUCAUCUCCAGAAGCUAGGAAAUUUUCUGCACAGUGAAAUACUUAUUGAAUGACUCAAUGAAUUUGUCUUCAGCCGAGUUUUGAAUAAUGAAAUUGUACCUUUAUAAAGAAGAUGACUAUAGAUAAAUAGGUAUUACUUUGCUCUCACAACUACUGCUAGCUACCUGAACAACACUGCAUAAUAGGUAGGGGGAAAGGAGUACCCAAAAAGGCAUUCAGCGCGGGUUUUUUUGCUCUUACAUUGUGCUUUGAAAUGAAAACUACCUGAAGUUGUAAAACAGAACGCUGGGUGGCGCUGCAGGACAAGAGAGUGAAAACCUCUCCGCGAUUCCAAGACGACGUAAAGCGGUAAAGCCGUAAAGCCAUCUCGACCGCUUGCAAAGGAAGCAUUUUACACCACCGGGGGCUAGAGGGUGUCAGAGAGGCCGCUAUCCCCAUCCCCACGUCAGUCAAUGUUAGGAACUGACUCAAGAUUAUUGAACUAAGAUAGCAGAGUUGGCUGCAAAGCAAUCAUUUUGUGAUUUAAUACUGGGUCGUUUUGACAAGGAGGAAGGAUGGAGACGCCGCUCCCCAAAGCGCCCCGGAAAAGGCAAGUGACCGCCAUUAUGAUUCUAUUACUGUUGUGGGAGGCGGGCGGCGCGACCCUUCACUAUUCCGUUCUAGAAGAGAGGGAGAGCGGCUCUUUUGUGGCCAACCUCGCAAAAGAUCUGGGUCUGGGCUCAGGGGAGCUGGCCGCGCGUGGCGCCCGGAUUCUAUCCAAAGGGAACAGACAGCAUUUGCAGCUCGAGCAGCAGAGUGGGCAUUUGCUCCUCCAAGAAAAAUUGGACCGGGAAGAGUUGUGUGGGGACACGGACCCGUGUAGACUGCAUUUCCAGGUGUUACUGAAAAACCCGCUGCAGUUUAUUCAAGCGGAACUCCAGCUCCGAGAUGUAAAUGACCACACCCCCGAAUUCUUGGAACAGGAAAUCCUCCUGAAAAUCCCGGAAAGCAGCCACCCCGGGACUGCAAUUCCUUUGAAAACAGCUCAGGACUUAGACGUGGGCAGCAACACAGUUCAGAACUACACCAUCAGCACCAACCCUCACUUCCACCUGUUCCUGCGCAGUCGCAGCGAUGGCAGGAGAUACCCCGAGCUGGUGCUGGACAAAACACUGGACCGCGAAGAGCAGUCAGAGCUCAGGUUAACCCUCACGGCGCUGGAUGGUGGGUCUCCGCCCAGGACUGGGACUUGCCAGGUUGUCGUUGCAGUCCUGGACAUAAAUGACAACGCCCCUGAGUUUGCUCAGCUGCUCUAUGAGGUGCAGGUCUCAGAGAACAGCCCUGUAGGCUCCCUUGUCAUCACCGUCUCCGCUAGAGAUUUAGAUGCUGGGACCCAUGGCGAGCUCUCCUACUCGUUUUUCCAAUCGUCAAAUCAAGCCAUUCAGGUGUUUGAACUAAACGCAGUCACGGGAGAACUUCGGUUAAAAAGAAUGCUGGAUUUUGAGGAAAUUCGGUCUUACCGUAUGGAAAUUGAGGCCUCAGACGGUGGAGGCCUUUCUGGGAAAUGCACCGUAGCCAUAGAAGUGGUGGAUAUAAAUGACAACGCCCCGGAACUGACCAUGUCAUUUCUCAUCAGUGACAUCCCAGAAAACACCCCAGACACUGUGGUAGCUGUUUUUGGAAUUUCAGAUCCAGACUCUGGAGACAAUGGCAAAAUGACUUGUUUCAUCCAAGACCAUCUCCCCUUCCUACUGAAACUUACUGUAGAAAAUUACUACACCCUGGUAACAGAAGGAGCGCUGGACAGAGAGAGUCAGGCCCAGUACAACGUCACCAUCACCGUCCCCGACUUGGGGACCCCCAGGCUGGAAACCCAGCACAACAUCACCCUGCUGGUGUCUGACGUCAACGACAACGCCCCCGCCUUCACCCAAACCGCCUACACCCUGACCCUGCGCGAGAACAACAGCCCCGCCCUGCACAUCGGCAGCGUCAGCGCCACAGACAGCGACGCGGGCGCCAACGCCCAGCUCACCUACUCGCUGCUGCCGCCCCACGACCCGCGCCUGCCCCUGGCCCCGCUCCUUGGCGUGUGGGCGCACAAUGGCGAGGUGCGCACGGCGCGGCUGCUGAGCGAGCGCGACGCGGCCCGGCACCGGCUGCUGGUGCUGGUCAGGGACCAUGGCGAGCCCGCGCUGUCGGCCAGCGUCACGCUGCACGUGCUGCUGGUGGACGGCUUCUCGCAGCCCCACCUGCCGCUGCCCGAAGCGGCGGCCGACCCGGCGCCGGCCGACCCGCUGACCGUGCACCUGGUCAUCGCGCUGGCGGCGGUGUCGUCGCUGUUCCUGUUCUCGGUGCUGGCGUUCAUCGCGGUGCGGCUGUGCAGGCGGAGCAGGGCCGCCUGGGUGGGUGGCUGCUCGGUGCCCGAGGGCCCCUUUCCCGGGCCGCCUGUGGACGUCAGCGGCACCGGGACCCUGUCCCAGAGCUACCAGUAUGAGGUGUGUCUGACGGGAGGCUCCGGAUCCAAUGAGUUCAAAUUUUUGAAGCCGAUUAUCCCUAACCUCCUACCCCAAGGCGCUAAUGAAGAAAUAGAGGAAAACGCCACCUUCCAGAAUAACUUCGGAUUCAAUUAGGAAUCUCAUCAUGAUGCAGUGUCUUUUGUAAGAUCUUUAGUUCCUCCAGGUACAGAGUUUGAGAGCGUCACGGACAAAAAUCCUAACUUUAGGUAUAGCCUGGAUUUCCCUUUUGGGUGUCGGUGGCACACUGGGGACCAGUGUGAGGUGUGUCUGAACAGAAGCUUAGGAACCAGCGAGUUUAUGUUCCUCAAACCAACUGUCAGCAAGUUUAUGGGUGAAGGGGCUGGUAGGGACACCGAGGAAAACUCUAACUUUACAAAUAAUUUUGAGUUCAAUCAGGAAUAUCAUCUUGAAAAGACCUGAUAAAUGAUGAUAUACAUUCGGGUAUUUCCCAACCCUUGCUUUCACAGAAGGGCUUACAUAUUCACACAUUCAUAAUUAUUGCCAUAUUUAUAGUUAUUGCAACCUGUUGAAGUAUUUCAUAUUCUGAAUCUCUAGGUGUUUUUGUUGUUUUGUCAGGUUUUCUCCCUCACAUUUUGCAUGAUCCUACAAUAGCAGAGCACUGGCGUUUCUCGGGAUUUCGGGGUAAGAUUUUUGGAAGUUACAAAUGUUUUCAGAUUCCUGAUAUUUUAGCUUGUUCACUGAUACAUUGUUAUGAUUAAGAGAAUUGUGUUUAAUGAUUAUCAUCAGCAUGAGUCUAACUAAUGUAAAUGAUGGCUUUUAGUUUUAAAAAUAAUUUUCAUUUAUGCAAAAAUUACUGUGACCUUGUAAAUUAUUUGAUUCCUGUAAUGUUGUUUUAAAAACACUGCCGUAGUUUUUCAAAUGAACUAAUAUUUUAGUUGAGCUGAGUGUUUUCUUUCAAAAUUGAGAGCAUUUAGUUAGACCACCUGCUAUAAUUUUAAAUGAUUCAAUUCCUGUUAAAUAGAAAAAAGUAGAAAAAUAUUGGUAGACUUAUGAUUACCUUUUUAUAAUAAAUGGUUUUGAGUAUGUAAAUGAUUCUCAUUCUUUUAAUAUACACUUGAUUCAAAUAUAUUCAAUUAGAAAGAAAGCAAAUUAACAUCAUUAUGCCAGCACUCAAAAGCAGUUAUUAAUAUUAAGUCGACAUCAUUCUAAAAAUAUUUCUAUGAUUUAACAUAAAUUAAUAGAUGGAAACAAUAUUGUAAACUGGACCUAUAAUGCAUGGCUAGCUCUGUAAUGAAAACUAUCAGAUUUUAUUUGCAUAUAAUGAGACUGUAGAACUCAUUAUAUGAAACUAUAGAACUUGCUUGAGCUUAAUUAAAUAAUCCCUAUGAGGUUAAAAACAAUAUUAAUAUAUUAACAUAAUUUAACUGCCUGCUUUAGAAUGAACAAGUCAAACCUUACACUUUUACCCUCUUCUCACCUUAUUUUAGACUUUUUAUUAUACUAGUGUAUAUGCAUAUAACAUAUAAAGUGUAUAUUAAAAGGGCAAUUCUCAUAAUUGCUUAGACAUUUUAUGCUGUAGACAUUUAGUUUGUUAUAUGGUGCUACAAACUUUUCAAUAUUACUCAAGUCUGUACAGAUGUAACACCUUUUGAAGCAUGUGUUUCCAUGCUAUUUACUUCCAUAUUUCUAAAUAAUAUGCUUAUAAAAUGCUUUCAUUCAAAUUUUAGAUAUUAUCCAUUUACUUUUCUUCAGGGGCAUGUGCACACACACACAUACUUGCACAUUUUUUCUACCCACUCGUCUCUCAUAGCAAUAUUAUAUAAAAUUCUGUUUUAAUAGUGUUUAUAUAAUUAUGUCUAUGGAAAUAUCGCUUACAAUUGAACCUCAUGAUGUACUGAGAUUUUGUUUCUUUUCUUUGCCUCAUUUUUGCGUUACUUUUCUAUGUACAAAUUUUUAACUUAUCCCUAUACUUCCUAAAGUCUAAAACUCCUCAUUGUAUUAUUAAACUCACCAAGAAAUCUCUCAGUUCCAUUAUUUUUUCUUGGAGCCAUCCUGGAGCUAUCCAGACUCCUGCUCAAUUGUCUAUUAUUUGCUCUGUAGACCUGUUGUAUAGCUGGCAGUUUGGAACUUGCUUUAUCCAUCAUUCUGGGAAUUUCUUUUGUCUCCUGAACUUAAUUUCAUAUUUUGGACUUUAUGUAUUCCUCCUUUUUGGUUUACUGCCUUGAGUUCUGAAGACUAUUUGGCAAUACAUUUAUUAAUUUUUUGAACAUGUGAAACUUUCAGAUGUUAGAAAAUCAAAUUUUUAUUUUGUUUGGUAUAGAAUUUUAAGUUAGGAAUUAUUUGCUGCUAGCAUUUUGAAGGCAUUCCUUGACUUGUCUCUCUGCUGUUUACUUUUCUCCCAUUUGUUUUGUCUUUAUAGGUCCAUUUAUUUUAAAUUUUUGCUCUCUAUUGCUUAGAUGAGGUUUCAGGAGGGAAUUGAGAUAAAUUGGUGUGCCCAAACAGGAAUGAAAUGCAGUCUUCACUGUUAUUUUAUCCCAGCUUUCCCAGACCUCAGUCAUUUCUAUUUUUUCAUCCUUUGGUUUGCUGUAUUUCAUCAGAUGUAGUUCUUUAAAGGAGAGAGAGAGAGAGAGAGAGAGAGAGAGAGAGA
Messenger RNA from Myotis davidii, 5807 nucleotides. RefSeq names its product protocadherin beta-17-like. Gene Ontology annotation, biological process: homophilic cell-cell adhesion. Bases 1256 to 3313 code for a protein of 685 amino acids. NCBI's taxonomy places the organism in Eukaryota, Metazoa, Chordata, Mammalia, Chiroptera, Vespertilionidae. The record is from RefSeq and is a predicted model, not a curated record. Gene Ontology annotation, cellular component: plasma membrane. The transcript has 2 exons. Gene Ontology annotation, molecular function: calcium ion binding.